AUGAAGCUCUGGAUGGCCAUCCUUCCACUACUCUCCGUCGUUGGCGGCGUCUUGUCCGCCUCAACCCCGGACAAGUUUGCAACAUACCAAAGCUUGUCUCGCUCAGGACCCGUUGAUCUGGAUAGCGCCUCCUAUGAAGAUCUGACAUCCGCGCCUCGCGAUUACCAUGCGGUGGUUAUCUUGACCGCCACCGACUCCCGAUUUGGAUGUCUUCUCUGCCGCGACUUCGAGUCCGAAUGGGAUCUGAUUGGCCGGAGCUGGAAUAAAGGUCCCAAGUCUGAUGAUAUGAAGGUAGUCUUCGGUACUCUUGAUUUCGACAAUGGCAAGGCCGUCUUCCAGAAGAUGAUGCUCCAAACCGCACCUGUUCUGCUUGUGUUCCCUCCGACUGUCGGUCCACAUGCAAAGGUUGAUGGAAAUCCCGUUCGGUUCGACUUCACUGGCCCGAUUACCGCUGAGCAAGUCUAUGCUUGGAUUGGACGCCACCUUCCCGAAGGCACUAAGCCAGAGAUCGUUCGCCCCAUCAACUACAUGCGCAUUGUGUCCGUGGUUACCACCCUGAUGGCCGUUGUAACCGUCUUCACGGUCCUGUCUCCCUACGUGCUCCCGAUCGUUCAGAACCGAAACCUGUGGGCUGCAAUCAGCUUGAUCGCUGUCCUGCUUUUCACCAGUGGACAGAUGUUCAACCACAUUCGCAAGGUUCCUUACGUUGCUGGCGAUGGCCGAGGUGGCAUCAGUUACUUUGCCGGAGGGUUCCAAAAUCAAUUCGGAAUGGAGACCCAGAUUGUGGCUGCUAUCUAUGCCGUUUUGUCGUUUGCCACGAUCGCACUUGCGGUCAAGGUCCCCCGCAUGGAAGAUGUCAAGGGUCAACAGCUGGCUGUCUUGAUCUGGGCGACUGUCCUCUUCGGAACCUACAGCUUCCUGCUCAGUGUUUUCAAGACCAAGAACGGUGGCUACCCAUUCUUCUUGCCUCCAUUCUAA
Molecule: messenger RNA, 978 nt
Organism: Penicillium olsonii
Lineage: Eukaryota; Fungi; Ascomycota; Eurotiomycetes; Eurotiales; Aspergillaceae
Source: the annotation of a GenBank genome assembly